AUGGUCGAUGUUCUCUAUUCAUUUGUUGAUAUUAAUCAACGGUUUGAUCAAUUAGUAUUUGAUCCAUUUUAUAUUCGGAAUCUUAAUAUGACCUUUAUGACGAUGAAAUCAUUUUAUGAUCGUAUGUAUUCAAUAAACAAUCAUGUCUUUGAUAAAAUUUGUAAAAAUGUCUUGCCUAAAAUUUAUCAUCAAAUAAAUGAACUCAUCGUUGAACAAAAUUCAAUGGAACGUGUUCUUCAUAAUAUUAAUUAUCCUCAACUUUAUUCGUUAACACUUUUGGGAUUUUCAGAAAAUGUGCUUUUCAAUCAUUUAACAAGUAAUAAAAUUCUUCGGCAACUUCUUAUUGAACAAAUAGCACAUCUUAAAGUUGAUAUUAAUGAUGAGCCAGGAGAACCGUCUUCUGAAACUCGUGCGAUGAUGUUUGCUUUGAUUUUAUCUUUAUGUAAACAAUUAAUCAAAUUAAAUUUUUGUAAAUGGUUGCAUCGAGCAAUAUACUGUACUUAUAAGUUAUCAUCGAUAAAUUUCAAAUCUUCAACUUUAACUACAUUGAAAGUGAAUGUGAAAUCUUUCGAUGAUUGUCUUUAUUUACUUGAUGGACGUUUGAAUUGUUUAUCAAAAUUGAUUAUAGGUAUAAAAAUAAUUGCAGAUACAUCGGGAACUAUCGAUAACACAAAAAAACUUCCCAAAUUGAAACACUUCUCAUUAAUGUCGUAUCGACAUACACUUUUAUAUGAUAGUUUAAUUGUUCCAUUACUUCGACGAAUGGUAAAUCUUGAAAAUUUGAUAUUAUAUUUAUCAAUAAUAAGAAAUAACAAGAAUUAUAUUGAUGGUAAUGAAUUAUAUAAUGAUAUUCUCAUCUACAUGCCACAAUUAAACAAAUUUACUUUCAAUAUACGCACAAAUGUAGACAAGAAAAAUGAUGGAAUUGUUUUUUCUUCAAAUGAAGAUAUUCAACAUAGUUUCAGAAGAAAAGAAUAUGGACUCGUUGGCUCGUAUGUUGAAACUUUCACAACAUCAGUUGAAUAUAAGUGUUAUAGCAACUCAAUGCCAUAUCAUUUUAAAAGUAGAUCCCAUAUCUAUUCACUUCCAUAUCAAUUCAAAACUUUUGAUUUGUUAAGUAAUUCUUUUCAAGGUGGCAUGUUUGAUAAUGUUCAAUCUUUAAUAAUGACAGACAUCUAUCCUUUUGAAAAUAAUUUCUUCGACGUUAUCUCUCAAAGUUUUCCUCUAUUGAAAGAGUUAUAUAUCUUUAAUGAAAAACCACAGAAGAACAAACAACAAUCGAUGACGUUGAUUGCAUUUUCUCAUCUUAUUGAUCUCGAUCUUUCUAGUGCUCAUGCAGACUAUGCAGAACGAUUUCUUGUUGAUAAACAUUGUUAUUUACCUUGUUUAUUGAACAUUAAUAUUCGUUAUGAACCACUAGCUUUAGUUACAAACAAUUUUACUGGUGAUGCUACACGUCUCACUUGUAGCAAAUUGACAUCAGUUUGUAUAGAAGAGCCGUUUGUGUCUCCCGAAACCUUUUCUAAAUAUUUUCCUUUAUUGUAA
This is a messenger RNA of Rotaria socialis, 1545 nucleotides long. Lineage: Eukaryota; Metazoa; Rotifera; Eurotatoria; Philodinida; Philodinidae. The record is from the annotation of a GenBank genome assembly.